Molecule: messenger RNA, 653 nt
Organism: Drosophila obscura
Lineage: Eukaryota; Metazoa; Arthropoda; Insecta; Diptera; Drosophilidae
Product: RNA-binding protein 48
Exons: 3
Coding region: 26-541 (171 amino acids)
Cellular component (GO): nucleoplasm
Molecular function (GO): nucleic acid binding
Source: RefSeq, a predicted model, not a curated record
UAUCGAUAUUCCAAAAUGCCGGGUAAUGAAAAUAAAUAAAAAAAUAAUUAUGGACUCUACAACAACAGACCACCACAAUCAAUUGAAAUACUGCACUACGCGACUGCCAUAUCGUCAGGGGAGGGAGUUAAAAGCCGUAAAGGUUUAUACUGUUGCAAGCGAAUCUGGGCACUUGCUGGUCUUCGGAGUGCCCAGAAUAAACCUACAGGCGAAUCUCAAGACCAAGCUGCAAUGUUUUGGAAAAUUGCAGUCUUGUGUGUGUAUUACUUCGGAUAUGGCUGCAAAGAUGGAACUGGAGGCUUUUACAGAUGUCUUUGCCGUACAGUUUGAGCGUAUCGAGGUGGCACGACGAGCAAAGCGGCAGCUGGAUGCCAAACAGUUUUACGGCGGAACCCUGCACAUCUCAUAUGCCCCUGAAAGAGAGACGCAGUCAGAGCUGCGGGAAAAACUGCUGAAACGAAGCCAGGAGGUGGCUCAUCGGACUAGGCGCAAUCACACAGACCAGCCGCAGCCGGCGAAGAAGAUAAAUGACGAACGAUGAAUACACGAUUCCUACCUUUUAUUACGUUGAACACAUUGUAAUGAGCCCCUGGUGGACUAAACGAUAUCCGUAACUAUGAACAGUAAUGCAUUUGUUUAUUGUUUAAAACUGA